CCCUGCCUCGGCCUUCGCGUGUGGUGGCCGCACAUCCUUUUCCUUUCCCGCAGAGGCGCCUCUUCGGGCGGCCUCCCAAGGCCUGGGCGCUGCAGGCGUACCUGCACGUCUCCGGGGCCAGAGCCGGCCCGCCCGCGGCGCUGCUGGGCUCUGCCCGCGGGGGAGGGGGUCAGUGUGCUCUUCCUCUGUUAGGUCCCUGGACGGGAUAUACCGAUGACUCCCAUUACAGAUGUCAAACCCGCAAACUUACACGUAUAUCACAGAUUCAUGCAUAUGGUACACAGUUACUGAAGAAAACUAUAAACUCUUCACUUCCAGAACAACUAUAUAUUUAGAAUACGAAGGAACUUCGUUUACUGUGUGGGAAUUUCCUGAUGAAUGUACUGCUAAAAAUAAAAGUUCACCAAAAACAACACUGAAUUGUCCGAGUCCUGGGACUUACAGAAUUAAACCAAGAGUAAUGAUUGAGACAUUUGAGGAUAAAGAGCGGUAUUUGCCUGUUUCUGACCAUUAUGAUUGUUUCAUGUGGUAUGUGACAACAGCUUCACAACCAACCAGAACAGAUCCACUCUCAGUAAAUGAAAGCCAGGAGUUAAUUUUAUGGGUAUAUGAUCCUGAAACUGCAGAUGCUUCUGAACGGAACCACACUGCAAUUCGUCCUUCACAAAGUUCUCAGAAACUCAGCAAGCUGUUCUGGAGGUUUGGACAGGAUCCUGUUGUUCAUACCUAUUUGAAAAAAGACAAAUACUAUUCUCAGGCGCAUCCAGACUUAGGAUUAUGGACAGUCAAUGUACCUGCAGUAUCAGAAGACAUUAUAAUAAAUAUACGUGGAAAGGAGGUAGCAUUUCAAGAAUGCUUUGUUCUAGAUACUCCCUUUAUAAUUCCAAGGCCUAAACAAUCAUUUCCAAGCGAGGAAAAUGACACCUCACUCUGUUCCCCCAGUAACAGUGACAUGUCCAUUACAUGGUAUGCAUGUUUUCCAACAACAGCCAUUUUAUUAUCAGAUUUUGGAACUUUCUAUACAAAUGAUGGAUUCAAAACUUACGAAGAAAUCAAAGUUCCCUCAGGUGCUUUGACCCAAGACCUAAAUAACAAUGUAACUGAUGUAACUCUAACAGAUAAUGGAGUCUUAUUUUUAAUAGGUGGAACUAUUUAUAAAAGAGAAUAUAAUCAUUUUUUUAAACUUGGAGCAGAAAACAAGCUUCCUGAAACAGAAAUAACUGGAAUACAGUCAAGAUACUGGUGUUCAUCUAUCUAUCCAGUGCAGAAUGGAAAACUACUAAGUACUUUGGCAGCAUGGACAUCUAAUGAGCUGUAUCUUGCAUAUAAUGACAUAUUUAAUAAAAUAGCAGAUACAACAAACUUAGUGAAGUCCUUAAAUUUUCCAGACAAUGCUGCUUUAUCUAUAGAGACUGUUAGCUAUGACUCCAUCCCAUCUGAAAUUGCAUUGUUGCUGAUCUGCAGUGGCUGCAGCUCCUCUAGAUUGUUUUUUCUGGCAUUUUAUAGCGAAAGCAGACAACUUUGGGGCUUAAGAAAUUUUUAUUUACCUGUUCCUCACAGUUCUGUUAUGAGGAUGACAUAUUUAAGUUCAGCAUUAUCAUGUGGUCUGCUGUGGGACAGUGAGAGCGUUUACUACACCUUCAGAAACAACACAACUAAUGGAUUUUUUCAAGUAUCUGAAUCAAAUCUGUCUCUAUCAGAAAUGUCUAAUGGCAGCACUAUUCACCAGAUUAUUCUUGACUACCUUGGGAAUAUAUUGAUAAAAAUGAAAAACAACAUCUUCUUUUAUGCAAAAGCCGAUUUGAGAGAAUUAAUUCAGCUUCCUGCCUGGAUAAAUGGAAUGAAAAAGAUGGUCCUUUAUUUGAAUCCAUCUGCUAGUGUAUACGUAUUAUUAAUUGAUGGUUCUAACAUAUAUCGCCAGACCUAUCCUUUGGAAACGGAAAUAUUUAGUUCUACAUUUAGAUCUGAAAUUUCUUGUUCAAUUAUAGCUUUUCAACACAACAUGGAUUUCAAUGUCUACUAUCUGGACAUGGGAGAUGAACUGACCUUUUGGUCUCAGAUAGUUUUUGAGGAUAGUGUGGAUAUAAGUACAUAUCUGGAAGUCUACAGGCCAGACUUAUUACUACUAAAAGGAAGCAGCAAAUACGAAAUUGGUCGUGGAAUCUGUACUAAAAAUGAGACAUUUACAUUUUAUCAUGAAAUUGACUAUACUUUAGAAUCCAAUUACACAAAGGCAUUGGAAUUAACCAGCGGUGUUGUAUCAAUUGAACUGCAGCCUAGUGUCUUUGAAGCUACAUGUGAAUUACGCUCUCAGGUAUCUCACAUUUUUGUUGGCUGCCCUCCAGGAAGGCAUAUUAUUGUUGAGAGACCUUCAGAUGUAGUCUGUCAAAAACAUGAUUUUACUACUUACAGGAUACCCGGGAAAUUUCUGUGGCAUGCAACAGCUGAGGACAAGAUAGCCUAUUAUGACUGGGAUAACUAUGGUUGCCUAAUGGAACUUCAUUAUGAACGGUAUUUCCAACCUGUUAUUUCCAUGUAUGAUGGCAAUAAAUAUGUUAGAAGGGUUGAAACAAAUUUCGUAUUAUGGGAGAUGCAAGGCAGAAAUGACUAUGGGUACACUUCAUCCAUGAAAGAAGAAGGUUGCCUGUAUAAAGCACAGUCUUGGCCCAUGAUGCUUAAUGGAAGUAAAAACUCUACACUGGAUGAAAUAUGGGGACCACAGAAUUACAGGUCCUGUUUUGUGUUUCAUCAGAACAGUACAGAUGAAGGACUGUAUGAGCAGUAUCAGAUUUUAAACAGGACCUCUACAAACUCCAUUGUUUGGGCUACUAGUCAUAGUGGCAUUUAUGUGUUCAGAGUGAGGAUAUUAGACCCAAACUACAGUUUUUGUGAUUUAAAAACAUUCUUUGCGGUCCGUACAUAUGGUAUAAUUGAAAGGUCAGAUCUGUCUACAGUUAUGCUUUAUUCAUUCCUCAUACUCUGCGUUUUUGGGGCCUGCCUCAUCUUAAGCUACUUCAGGUAUACAAAAAUUUUUCGAGAGCUCAAUUAUACUGACUGGCAAACAUCACUUGGCCAGCAAGAGGACUAGUGCAAGUCUUGAAGACCAGAUUCUUACUGUUACAUUGAUGUCAUCCUAUAUAACACAUUGUCAGGAUAUGGUGGCAUUUUAGACAAUUGAAACAUUUUUUAUUAGGGUCUGUCUUCAUAAGUAGUUUUUAUAUCUCUGUAAUACUGUUUGAUGUAUUUAGUUUUGAAUAUAAAAGAUACACUAUUCAGUACAACUUUAAUUGAUUUCAUUUGUGUGUACAGGUCAGUGGUGGCUUACAGUUUUUAAUAGAUACCUUUCAAGCCAAACUAAGCUAAGCUAAAGCUGUGAGCCUCAUGCUUGCGUUAGCUUCACCUUUUAUGGCUUUCACUGACUCAUUCACCUAAGGUAUCAGAACAUUUUUUCCAUGUAAAAUCUGACAGAACACUGCAAAUUUCUACUCUAUCCAAGGGAUGCAGCCAGCAAAUUAAUUUCCCAUAAUGAGUAGCUCAGUCCACAGAAGGAAUAUUAGACAUUCUUGAAGACAUUUUUGAUAGUCCAUGUAUUAUUUCUGUUUAAUAAAUGUUAAUUCUAUAAAUGCUAUAUUAAAAAUAUGUAUUUGGGUCAUUAUACAUUCUCACAAGCUUAUUCUCUACUUUAAUAUAUAAAUAUAAGGGUUGCAGUGUUUGUUAUAAUAGUUCAAAAUUUUAUUUGAUUCUAUCUUCUGAUUCCAGCUGAAGACAGUUUUGCACUUGUAGCCAGAAUUUUCUUAUUGUCAAGAUAAGAUACCUUUUAAAAUUUGUUGUUAAUGGCAAUUGUUCUAUUUGUCCUAAAACUAGAAGUUUAAUUAAGCUCCAUAUUUAAAUAAAUGGUUGAACUUCUUAUAAUCAUUUUAUUUGACGUUCAUAGUUUAUGAAAAUUGUGAAGAUUAUAAAAGCUGUGGAAAUUUGGCAUGAAGAAUAUAUGAACAUUUUAAACAUUU
Molecule: messenger RNA, 4007 nt
Organism: Dromaius novaehollandiae (emu)
Lineage: Eukaryota; Metazoa; Chordata; Aves; Casuariiformes; Dromaiidae
Gene: CATSPERE
Product: catsper channel auxiliary subunit epsilon
Exons: 22
Coding region: 230-3088 (952 amino acids)
Biological process (GO): flagellated sperm motility; sperm capacitation
Cellular component (GO): CatSper complex; sperm principal piece
Source: RefSeq, a predicted model, not a curated record